AUGCCCAAAGUAGUUCCUUCUUCGCGCCGCACUCGGGCUCGCCAUCAUCCGUCUCACCCAUCAUCGGAACCAGCCCACCAUGCCAGUCCUCCUUCUUCCAAUCUGUGGAGUGCUGCUCCCCGCAAGGUUUCCUUUGAGGAAGGUCAUCAGUCUUCGUCUUCCUUUGCGUCACAACAGUCGAUAGUCGGAACGACGACCAACAGCAGCAACUCUCUCGCUUCAAACGCUUCCUGCAAGUCGAGUCUGCGACGAAAGGGACCCAGUGUCUGUCUCGUCGGUCUCGCGUCAUCGUCAGAGCAAGGCACUGCACAAGACAGCACAGACGCACUACACUGUCUCUCUCCUUCUCCCAGCGCAGACGUCAUGGACAGUUUCCACAGUCCAACCGCACAGCACGGCCAAACCACCGCACCUUCUUCUCCUUGGGGACACUUUGUUGAUAUUCUCGUUCCUCUCGACGAAGAAGAGACACCUGGGAACAACAAACGUCCCGGAGGUUUCUUUGGCUUUUUACACGUUCCCACUACUACUACGAGCGACGAUACUGCCACGUCCCUUUCCUUUUUGCCUCGACAAAAACGACACAAGCAUCGAAGAUGUUCCUCCUUGUCCGCACACCCCUACGGAUUACUGCCACGACAUCAUCAUCGACGACGACGACACAACUCACAACAACAGCCACCAAAGCCAUCCUUCUUGCCGGGAUUCGUGCUGGAAGAUCGAACGGAACAGUCCGAAAAACAAGCAACGGCGCAAGAUGUCGAACAGGCACUGCGGCGAUUGCAAGUUUGA
Messenger RNA from Seminavis robusta, 792 nucleotides. NCBI's taxonomy places the organism in Eukaryota, Bacillariophyta, Bacillariophyceae, Naviculales, Naviculaceae. The record is from the annotation of a GenBank genome assembly.